UCAAAAUGGCCGCAUUUUAGUCUACAGAGUACUUUUCUUUACUGUUUGCCAAUAGCUGUGCUGUGGGCCUGGCGGUGUUCGUUCACCCUAGACGGAUCUGUUUCGCCGGAAAUUUCGCCGUGUCGAUCGACGCGCAUCAAAUUUCCGUGAAAUAGAACUAACGUGACCGGAUUUUCCUGUAUAGAUUUCCAUCAAGAUGUUACAUCAUCAGCAUCAUGCAAUGCAAAACCAGCUUCGAGAUCAUAACAGAAUGGCAGGACCGAUGCGGCCAAUGCAGCAAGCUACAAUGCCCCAGCUACGUCAGCCGCAGCAUCUGCUGCCGCAUCGGAAUCCCCAUCAACCAAUACUAUCCAUGCCUCAUCAUCAACAGCAUAUGCAUCACAUGCAGCAUCCUGGCCCGCCGCAUGGAAAUCCAAGACAGCAAAUGUUGAUGGGCAUGAAUGCACAUAAUACAAACAAUACCAUGGUCAGUGUCAGCAUGAAAGAUCAAGUGAACACAGUUUCUGUGACUCUUCAAAAUGUGCAGCAGCCUCAGUAUCAGCAUCAGCAGCAACAUCAACAGCAACCGCAACAACAGCAUCAACAAUCAAAUAAUCAAUCGAGUCAAUCUCCACAACAACAAUCAUCACAGCAACAGCAGCAGCAAGUGCAACAAUCACAAUCUCAGCAACAACAGUCACAGCACGUGUCGCAGCAAUCAAACGUGGAGCAGUCGAAGGCGGUAAAUGACACUAAUGGAGAAUCCAGAGACGAAAAUUCACCUAAUCAGAAUCACAACAAUGCAACUAAUCCAGCCUUGGCAAACAUGAAAGAAAAAACACCUAUGUGUUUAUUGAACGAGUUGGCGAGAUUUAAUAGGAUUCAACAUCAAUAUAGACUAACAAACGAGCAAGGACCGGCGCAUAAGAAAAGAUUCACGGUCACACUUAAACUUGGCGAGGAGGAAUAUGUCGCAGAGGGUCCUAGCAUAAAAAAGGCUCAGCAUAGCGCAGCGACCGAGGCAUUAACUAAGACUUGGUACCGUCAACCUCCGCCUAAACCUACUAAGGCUAUGAGGAUUGGUCAUUUGGGCAAAUCUCCAACAGGUUCUGGUCAUUUACCGCCCACUGUCGAACUGAACGCUUUAGCAAUGAAGCGAGGCGAACCAACUGUUUAUACGUUUCGGCAAGCGCCACCAGCCGCAUUACAGCAUCAAUUUAUGCCACACGGUUUUGGUAACUUUCCGCGAAUGUACAAUCCGCGACUCACGUACAAUCGUGGAGUCCACACAGACCUCCAGGGAUUGUAUCUUGUCACUCUAAAGGUUGGCGAACGCGAAUUCACUGGUAGAGGUAUGACCGGUCAAGCCGCACGUCACGAUGCUGCCAGUAGAGCGUUAGAACAAUUGCGUCAAUUGCCGUUGCCAGAAGAGGUCGCAAACACCAGCAACGUUAGUGAGAAUGGUACGCUGAGCGGCAUUGAUGAUCCAAACGCUGAAUUGAAAAGUCCUGUGUCUCUGGUUCAUGAAACUGCUCUGAAACGCGGCUUGCCGGUCAGCUUCGAAGUCGUGUCCGAAAGCGGUAAGCCUCACAUAAGAACCUUCAUGACAAAAUGCACCGUCGGUGAAAAGGUUACUGUGGGAGAAGGUUCAUCAAAAAAGGUCUCAAAAAAACGCGCCGCCGAGUUAAUGUUAGAAGAACUGAAGCGUCUUCCUCCAUUGCCUCCUGCUAUUCAGAAUCGAUCGAUGCGAGUAAAACGUAAGCCACCAGCGACGAAGAAGAAGUCCCGUAAUUUAAUCAAGGUUUAUCAAGAACCUCGUUCAGAAAACGAAGUCGCGGAGGAGGUCAACCCGGUCUCACGGUUGGUCCAAAUUCAGCAGGCAAAACGAGAGAGAGAACCGGUCUAUAAUCUGAUAGACGAGAAGGGCGCGCCGAGGCGCAGAGAAUUCGUUAUGGAAGUAACAAUGGGACAGCACUCUGCACAAGGAAUGGGACCUAAUAAGAAACUGGCUAAGAGAGCCGCAGCCGAGGCUCUUCUGGCGCAAUUGGGAUACAGUAAGCCAUCGCCGCAGCCCGUGAAACCGUCUAUAAAGACGGGCGAUAGCGAGAACUCGACAGAAUCUAAGCCCAGGAAAGUGACCUUUCUGGAGGACGAACAAGUAAACGACACUCAACCUCAUUCGGUAGGAGGUUCUAUAGGCCGCCAGUUAGUACCUGGUCUUUUACUCGUGGACGGAGGUCAAGAAUCUAAAAUAGGAAAUGGACCGAGUGUACAAAUAGUUGCUGAAGAGUUGCGUGGCCAGCAACAACAAAACUCGGCUGGUGUUUCGCCCAAGGAUCAAUUGCACUAUUUAUCCCAGUUAUUUAAUUUCUCCGUAGAAUUCAACGAUUUUCCUAAAGCUUUUUCAAAAGGAGUCUCUAUAAGCAAGGAAUAUUUAUCAUUGGUAACGCUGAGCACCGAUCCACCGCAAGUUUGCCACGGUAACGGAGCGACAAUAGCAGCAAGUCGUAAUCAGGCGGCAUUAAGAGCGCUUCGUACCCUCAGUAAACUAGGACUCGAUAACGCCUCCAACGCAACGCAAGUGAAGAAGGACAAAGGUGCGUCUGGUGAUGGAAUACACAUAAGUAUUCAGGUUAAAAAUAAUAUUAUGGAUGGAGCUAUCGAUAAAUAACCGAAUAGCACUUAAGGCUCAUAUAUGAUGUUGAGUUAUAUUUAUGGUUCUUUAAGACACUGCGGAAAAGAGAUAAUAAUUGGAUUUUUAUUGUAAAGUUCAUUGACACUUGAUAAAAUUUUCUUUACAUAUAUUUGCCAGUUUUAUUUAAAAUAUGUGAAAUGAUUUGAUUGUAUCGAGUCUGGAAUUUAACUAUCACUUUGCAUCUUGAAAAAUUGUUACUUUUUUUUAUACUUUAUAAUUUGUGUCUACAUACAUACUACUUUCUGGGUGUAGCGAUCCCAACUAUAUAUUUGUAAUUGCCAAAACUGUUACAGAGAAACUUGCUGAAGAUUUUAAACGAACUAUUGCUUGAUCUUGAUAUUUUCAUAAAAAUAUCUUUAUAUACGCUUGUUCAUUCUGUUAGGUUGCUCAUAGAAGAGAGUUGGAAACAGAAAUCAAUUUUAAUCAAGUUGUAUGUACAAUUAAUGUUGAAUCAAAUUUUUAUAUCGAUUUAUAUGAUCACUCAAGUUCCACAACAGCAGAUGUAUGUGAAGCUCUCCGAUCUUUCGCAGUGUCUUAAUUAUAUUGAAAUGUUGGUCAAGCAUCGAUGAUGUGUGUAAUAAUUAUACGAGAAUUCUUUUAAUGAAUGGAAAUAUCUAAUCGAUCAUAGUAGACGAAAACACGAAAAAACGCAACUUUCGUGACUACAAACAUGCUAUCAUGCUGUGGAUUGUAACAGUUGUUUAUUUUAUCAUUAAAUACAUCCGCGUACAUUCAUUUCUUGCAAAAUUAUCAAUAAUAAUACUUGUGAUUAAAUCGUGUGGAAUAUCAUUGGUGCUUGAUCGUGAUUGUGAUUCUAGCAGUGAUAGGUAUAAAUUGCUAAAUUUAUUGUAACGUAUGUAUUCAUUGACGGAAUCACAAUCUUAAACAUACGUACACGGUAAUAUAAAAUGAUCAUUCUCCAAAAAAUGGUUUAUGAUCAUUGAAUACACAAUAGAGGAACAUAUUAAGGAAAAAAAAAAACACAAAAAAUUAUACGAUCUGAAGAUGAAAUGCGACCAUGUUUUACUUUUCGAGAAUUUCCUUUCUCAUUAUCGUGAAUAAAACGCUAUGUCUUAUUACCUAAUAUCAAUGCAGUGCUUUUUUCAUUUUUUUUUUUUUUUUUUUUUUUUUUUUG
Pseudomyrmex gracilis is the source of this 3809-nucleotide messenger RNA. RefSeq names its product double-stranded RNA-binding protein Staufen homolog 2 (gene stau). The record is from RefSeq and is a predicted model, not a curated record. The transcript has 8 exons. Lineage: Eukaryota; Metazoa; Arthropoda; Insecta; Hymenoptera; Formicidae. Bases 197 to 2650 code for a protein of 817 amino acids.